CCAAUAAGCAUGUCUUAUUUCUCCUGCAACCAAUCAGCAUUCAGAAACUGGUCACGUAGGAAGUACUGGGAAGAAAUGUGCAGAAAUGCAUGUGUGUACAGUUGCUGUAAAAAUAUUAGAAGCUCUUAAAUAUGUUCUAGACAUGCCUCAGUUGUUUUAAGGUUAUAAGAGAAUGCAUUCAGAAGGUUGCUAAGUUGAUCUCACUACCAGUUAAAGAUGGAGACUGCUGCUCUAGUAGCUCCCAUCACAGCACUGGAGUUGUUUCAGGACCGGUUUCUACUGGCAGGAGAAGGACCGGUCUUAUCUGUUUACAGACUUCAGCCUCGCCCUAAAGUCGGCUCUUCACUGGGCGUCCUGCAUCAUUACAGAAUCCAUGGGAUCAGACCAAAGAGUCAGGAUGCUAUUCUGACCAAGAGCUCUACCGUUAUAAUCCACGGACAGCAGGAAAAGGGGGAAACCCAACCUGCUGAACUCGGGUUCUAUGACUUUGCUGUGUUUGGAGGAAAGGCGGUGAGGCUGGUCAGGCUUCAUUUAGAUUUCCAGGACGUGGAGACUCUCCACUUGGAGGUGGUGGGCUCGCUCUUGGAGCUCCAGGACUGGGCCCUAGAUGUCCGCUGGCUCCCUGCAGACAGGCAGUCGCUGCUCUGUGUUGCUGUGGCCCAUAAUGCUGUUCUUCUCCUGGACUCUACCACAGGAAACGCGCUGGUGCAGUGCUCCUGUUUGGAGGGCUGUCUGCUGUAUUCUGCUCUUCUUCUGGUGCAUGAAUCUUGGCGCGACACCGUAUUGGUUGGGGGGACUGUUUUCCAGCAGCUUGUCAUCUGGAAACCUGGGGGAGAUGACAUGGCUGGAUGUGGUCAUAAGGCUCCAGUUGAGCGCCGUCUGUUGGGUCACAGCGGCGUCAUCUUCAGCAUCUCUUACCUCCAGGAGAAAGGAUACCUGGCUUCGGCGUCAGACGACCGCAGCAUUCGGGUUUGGGACGUUGGUGCCUUAGGUGGUCCUGGGGGGAAAUGUGGAGACUUGAACCCCAUAUGUUUAAGGGUUCUGUACGGCCACCAGGCCAGGGUGUUCUCAGUCCGUCUCUCUGCAGGGUACGCAUACAGCGCCGGGGAGGAUGGCGCCUGUUUAGUCUGGGAUGUGGUUGGAGGAGGGAAGGUGAUCCGCACCCUGAAGGGCCACCGUGCAGGAGGGGUGCGUUCCCUGGCGGUCGGCAGGGGAACAGGGGGUGAUGAGACAUGGGUGGCAACAGGAGGGGCAGAUGGGGGGGUGAGGCUGUGGAAGGUGGAAGAGGAGAAGGAGGGUCUAGAAGGCAGAGUAACAGACUUGAAGUUUCCUGGUCCUGGUCUUCCUAAAGUGGUUUCUAUAGCAGGAGAGGAGCAGAACAUGUGCUGGAGUCAAUGUUUGGUUUGCACAGACAGAGGAGCGGUUUGCCAGUACAGAGAUGGAAGGUGGACGACGCUUUGGGAAGGUCCGUCUGAGUUUUAUUCCUACUGUGUGAUGGAAACAGUUACUACCUUUGUGACAAACAUCGGCAGCACAGUUACAUUGUGUGCUGUGGCUAACAUCAGUGGCUCUAUCCAGGUGUUUUCCACUUCUGAUCCUCUGGCUGGGAUGCGUCUAACAGGCAGACCAGGAAAGAUCCACAGUAUUUUUUGGAAAAAGGGAAAAGAUCAAUUGUAUUUACUUGCAUCUGGUGCUGAAGGGUUUGUCUGUCGCUGGUAUGUGGAGGUUAAAACCAAAGAAAACAGUGUGUUAGUUCUCAACGUUGUGCCUCUUCCACCUUUCCUGCUACCUCUCUGCUCCAAGCGCUGGCUCACAGCUGCCAUCUGCUUCCAGCAUUCUUCUAACAAGGUGCUGUGGGUGUGUGGAGACAGGAGAGGGUCGCUGCUUUUGUUUGAGGAAAACAUUGAGUUUAACAGAAGUGAUGAUGAGGAAGUGAAUGAAGGUUUGCAGAUGGGAAGAAAAAAUAGAAUAAUGGAGGACUCAACGCUGCAGCCUCUGAGCUGUCUGUUCGGAGUACACGGGAAACAUGGUGUCACCUCUGUGUUUGAAUACCGGGGAUUGUUCUACAGCACCGGGAAGGACGGCUGCGUGAGGGUUUUUAGGGUGAGUGGGAUCCAGCCUGGAGAGAAUGAGAGCGAUCUUAAUCUGGAGGUGCUCCGAGUCCAGCGGGCCUGCAGGGGCAUGGAGUGGCUGGAAAGAGUCUUCAUCCUGGAGUCUGAAAUCCCUGAAAACCUUGGAGAGGAUUGUAAAAAUGUCAUUGGCAGCGAGCUGAGAGAGGCCAGAUUCGUCAUUGCCGGUUUCCAUGCAGUCCACUUUGUAAUUUGGGACCCUGUAAGACAGGAGAGGCUGAUGGUGGUGCCCUGCGGCGGGGGUCAUCGCUCCUGGAGUCUCUGGCCGUCGCACACGGGGGUUUGGGCUGGAUGUGGAGCCUUGGUCUUCAUCAAGCAGGGGGCAGUACUGACUUCACAGCACCCUGGGGAGAUGCUUGGCAGUGCAGGGAAAGAUGGGGGAACGGGAGGGUGGAGCUUAAGAGAGGGGAUCCACGGCAGGGGGAUUUGGUGUGUAUCCCGGCUGGGAAGGAUAGAAGAGAUCAGAAAUGACUCUCAAACAAGUAAAAUCAACACUAAAAUGUACUGGGAGAUAGUAGUGACAGGAGGGGAGGACACUAGCUUAGCAGUCCUGGCUAUAAAUCCAGUUUCUGGGGUCAACAAGGUUCUCUCAGUUAUUACCGACCACAUCUCAGGCGUGCGGACAGUGACGGCAGUGACCCAACCACGGGGAAAUGCGCUAUCCGCCCUGCUGCUGUCAGCAGGGGGCCGGGCUCAGAUUCAAUGUAACCGGCUGCUGGUCGUCUGGGACAGACAGAGGCUGACUCCUUCCUGUCAGGUGGUUCAGGUGGCGAGCCACCGAUUGGACUUGCAGUGGGAGAAAAAGCGGAACCGCCAUAAAACUGUUAAAAUGGACCCCGAAUCAAGGUACAUGUCCAUAGAGGUCCUGGAGGAAAAGAUGGGGUGCAUCCUCGCGGCUGUGUCCAGUAGCGAUGGGGCUCUCAGGUUGUUUUCUCUCAAUGAAGCUAAAGGUCAAAUUGACAUGUUGUGGGAGACGUUUUACCACCAGCGCUGUGUUCUCUGCGUCGCCAGCUGCAGCCUGCAGGAUGGCAAAGGAAACAGGUUCAAACUGCUGUUCAGCACAGCUACAGAUGGGAGAAUUGCAGUGUGGCAUUUAACUGAAAGUCUGCUCAUAUCGGCCGAUAAUUCAAGUGGUGCUACAGCCCCACCAGUCCCCUGCCUUGUCAUUCCCGCCCACCAGAGCGGCGUCAACUCAUUGGCUGUUUGGGUAGAGAAAAUGGGACAAGAGGAUGGUUGCCUGGUAACUGUUGCCAGUGGAGGAGAUGAUGGGCAGCUGACAGUGUCCACAGUGAGGGUGCAGUACCCAGAGAACGGGAAGGUUGGGGACGAUGGGGGACUUAUUCAGAUUUGUAGGAGUAAAACUUCCCUGGAAACACAUGAUCAGUUUCCCAACCAGCUUCAGCUUCAUCUUCUCUCCCAGCACAGCUUCCCGUUUGCCCAUGCUGCCUCUCUUACAGCCCUAAAGCUCCUGAGCCCUGGCCUCCUGGUUUCCACCUCCUCUGAUCAGAGGGUUUGCCUUUGGAGGGUCAGUGGUACCGACAUCAGCCACAGUGGGGCACUGUGCUCCCACGUUGCAGAUGCUGCAGCACUUGCAGUUUGGGAGGAGGAAGGGGAGGAGAAAAUAGGGUUUGAGACCAAGCAGGUAAAUACAGUUGGGAAAGAAAUGGUCGGCCCAGUUUUAAAGACAAGUUAUCUGAAAGAGGAAGAGACUGAUGAUCCAAGUAAUCCGCUGCAGGAUGGUGACACUAUCACAGGUUUCUGCGAGUGCAGUGAGAAGAAAAUGAAGGUGGGAUGGAUUCUGGUCUGUGGCCAAGGCUUCCAGCUUCUGCGACUCGGGAACGCUGGGAUGGAUACAGAGAUUUGGAAAAACAAGAGAGAGAAAGAAAAUGAAAGAGUUAGAGUGACUUUUCAGAAAUAAGCAUAAAAGCGAUCAGAGCAUCAGAAUGGUCCAUAAUUUAUUUUUUAUAAAGACUUGAUAUUUGUAUUGAUUGCUGCUUCAUGAAUCGAAGUGGCUUUAAAUAAAGAUGAU
Messenger RNA from Cyprinodon variegatus (sheepshead minnow), 4158 nucleotides. RefSeq names its product WD repeat domain 6 (gene wdr6). The transcript is spliced from 7 exons. NCBI's taxonomy places the organism in Eukaryota, Metazoa, Chordata, Actinopteri, Cyprinodontiformes, Cyprinodontidae. Gene Ontology annotation, cellular component: cytoplasm. Gene Ontology annotation, biological process: tRNA methylation. The record is from RefSeq and is a predicted model, not a curated record. Bases 217 to 4047 code for a protein of 1276 amino acids. Gene Ontology annotation, molecular function: protein binding.